AUGGGCUACGACAUCGGGUGGAUCAUCCCGCGAUUGCGGAACCCGGGCAGACUGUGGAACUGCGCCAGUUCCAUCACGGUGGCAGUCGUGGGAUUGUUUAGCAAAAUCAUAAUUGAGUUCCUGAACAAGACGACCGUGUACAACCGGGAGGCGCUGGCGCGGGCAGUGCGCCGGCCCCCGGGGGUGCCCCUGCUCACCGUCUCCAACCACCACUCGUGCUUCGACGACCCGGGCCUCUGGGGCGUGCUGGAGACGCGGACGCUGGUGAGCCGGUCGCGGAUGCGCUGGGCGCUCGCCGCCCACGACAUCUGCUUCACGAACGCGCUGCACGCGUGCUUCUUCGCGCUCGGCAAGUGCGUGCCCGUGGUGCGCGGCGCCGGCGUCCACCAGCCCGCGAUGGAUUUCUGCGUGGAGCGUCUGGCGCUGGGCGAGUGGGUGCACAUCUUCCCCGAGGGCAGGGUCAACGUGGAAAAGGAGCGCAUCCGGUUCAAGUGGGGCGUGGGGCGGCUGGUGGCGGAGAGCUGGGCGCGCGGCCACCAGCCGCUGGUGGUGCCCGUGUGGCACGAGGGGCUGGACCGGGUGCUGCCCAACGCGGAGCCGUACCGGCUGCGGCUGCGCAAGCGGCUCUACCUGUGCGUGGGCGAGCCCAUCCCGCUGCUGGCGCUGCGCGACCGGCUGCGCGGCGCCAACGCCUCCGAGGAGGAGACGCGGCGCGCCAUCACCGAGCGCGUGCAGGAGGAGCUCUUCCGACUGAGCGAGCGAGCGCGCACGCUGCGGGCGCGCCUCGGCGACCGGCCCGACCGCGCCGACCGCGCCGACCGCGCCGACCGCGACGCG
Messenger RNA from Iphiclides podalirius (scarce swallowtail), 837 nucleotides. The record is from the annotation of a GenBank genome assembly. Lineage: Eukaryota; Metazoa; Arthropoda; Insecta; Lepidoptera; Papilionidae.